CCAUCGGCUCAUUGCACAGAGAGGUGAGCUGGCCAAUUACAGACACCACUCAUCGCAAAGAUGGCUGUGUGUCAAUACUUCUUACGUGGCCAGUGUAGGUUUGGAGAUCAAUGUCGUAACGAACAUCCAAGAGGCGGAAAUCAAUCAAGCGGUGGAUUUGGUUCUUCUUCCGCUUUCGGAUCAUCAUCUGGCUUUGGCUCUUCUUCUGGUUUUGGGAAUCAAUCUAGUACUUUCGGUCAACCUUCAGCUUUUGGUGGCGGGAGUGCAAAGCCUGCAUCCGUAUUCGGUUCUUCGAAUACAGGAAGUGCUUUUGGUAACUCGUCUCCUUCGACUGGAUUUGGAGGUUUGAAUAAAGGAACUUCAUUAUUUGGCUCCAGUACAUCCACCACAUCUGCCUUUGGAUCUUCCAGUCGGCCGCCAGCUACUUUUGGCGGUCCUAGAAAUAGUACAACUUCAGCUUUCGGAUCGAGUAGCGGCAAUGGAGGAGGUCAAGGGAAGUUGGCAAAUGUUCAGCCUGGUCAAAUCACUUUGUCCUCAGCGAAUAUGCGAGAAGACUUGGGGCCAAACAAUCGACCUGUAUGGAAGAUGAGCGUUUAUGGACCUGCCAAGUAUGAGCCAAAUCUUAUCACUUCACAAGAUGUUAGUCAAGAAGAAAUGCGUCUGAAAGCAUAUGAGGCUCUAAAGGAAGGAAAGGUAUCUGAGUAUGCACAACAAGAAGCUACACUUGCACAGCAAAACGAUAACUUUGUACAACAAGCUCUGUCCAAUAUCGAAGCCGCCUAUCAGCAAGCCUUGAAGAAUACGGCAGAUCUAACAGGAAAUAAGCAACCAAUUGGAGCAGGAGCGAAUGCUAUGUCAGCUUUCGGACAACCUGCAUCGACUAGCGCUUUUGGAUCGUCUACCUCAGGCAGCGGAAGUGCUUUUGGAGGAGGAUUUGGUUCAUCAAAUACAGUGUCUACUUUUGGUCAAUCAAGUGCUUUUGGCAAACCUGCAAAUACCUUUGGAGGAAAUAAUGCUGCCGGCACUUCGAGUGGGACAGGCUUUGGAGCAUUUGGAGGAGGUAACCCCUCUGGAACAACAUCAGCUUUCGGACAGCCAUCAGCUUUCGGUGCUUCUACUACGAACACCCAACAAUCAGCUUUUGGCGCGCCUUCUGCUUUUGGGCAACCUUCAGCGUUCGGUAGUCAGCCUGCUGCAGCAGGAUCCACUUCAGGAAUCGGACAGACAUCAGCUUUUGGUUCUGCAGCCAAACCAUCAGCGUUCGGUCAGACAUCCGCUUUUGGCGCUCAGACAGGCAGCAGUGCUUUUGGACAGCCUUCUGCCUUUGGUAGCAAUAGCGGAACGAGUGCUUUCGGUUCGAGCACCAACAAUACAAAGACCACUCCAUCUGCUUUUGGCUCGACGACUACACCUGGCACCACUUCAACUGGCUUCGGUGCAACGAAUCAGCCUGGGCAGAAUUCGUCUGCGUUUGGUCAGACCAGUGCCUUUGGAAGCUCGACAAGUAGCUCUACUGGCUUUGGAGCCUUUGGUGGUGGCCUUUCGAAUAAUAAUACGACUGCUCCUUCUACAUUUGGUGGAACGAGUGCAUUCGGAUCCACAUCUGCUUCUGGAUCUGCUUUCGGAGGAGGAUUUGGUGCGGGAUCAAGUACAGGUUUUGGAGCAAAAGCUCAACCAUCAACUUCUGACCCAUGGGCUUCAGAAGUGCCGAAAGAGGAAGAUCUUCCGGCAGAACUAUUAGCACUAUUCAAAGCGGAAACUUUUGAAUGGGGUAAAGUACCUGGAGCUGAACCACCGAUAUCAGUGCGAUGAUAGGAUUGCGAUAAAGAUAAUAAUGUAUUUCUAGAUGUACAAUGCGUUGUAAUAUUAACCCUCUAUCAUUUAAUACCCGUCUAUGCAUCUUUUACCGCUGCCCGUUUUUCUGCCAAAACUUUCUUUGCCAUUCCUUCCCGUUUCUUUUCUCUCGCCUCGAUUCCC
Meira miltonrushii is the source of this 1977-nucleotide messenger RNA. RefSeq lists its product as uncharacterized. Gene Ontology annotation, molecular function: metal ion binding. NCBI's taxonomy places the organism in Eukaryota, Fungi, Basidiomycota, Exobasidiomycetes, Exobasidiales, Brachybasidiaceae. Bases 61 to 1812 code for a protein of 583 amino acids. The record is from RefSeq and is a predicted model, not a curated record. The transcript has a single exon.